This is a messenger RNA of Symbiodinium necroappetens, 1394 nucleotides long. The record is from the annotation of a GenBank genome assembly. NCBI's taxonomy places the organism in Eukaryota, Dinophyceae, Suessiales, Symbiodiniaceae.
GUCGACUGCAUGGAUAUCCCCUUUGCCUUCAGCAGCUGCUACACAACGGCAAUGCUCUGGAGGACGCUGCCAAACUGGAUGAGGCUAUGACCGUGCAGUUGGUGCUGUUAGCCGUUUGCGAUACUGCGCAGGCCCGUGCAAAUAUGGAUGAGGUUGCAGACGAGCUGGUUGAGUAUGCCGCUGGGCUCGGGAAUGUAGAGACUCUAUGCUUGCUGUUGGAGGCCGGUGUUGACACGGACAUCGUUGGCGGCCGGGGAUGCACCGCUCUGAUUUUAGCAUCUUCCCAAGGCCACACCGAGAUAGCGCGGUUGCUAUUGGCGGCCGGGGCAGACGAGAGAAAGGUGGAUAGGUACGGUUGGACAGCCUUGGUUCACGCCUCUGAGGAAGGGCAUCUUGAGACCGUCCGAGAGUUACUCGAGGCCAGCAGCGGGAGCGACGACUGUGGAGCUGCCCUGAUUCGUGCAUGUGAGAAGGGUCAUAUAGCGAUUGCACGCAUGCUCGUGGCUUCUGGUAGAGGCACGGCUUCCUUUCGCCAAGGUGGUGCCUGUGCCUUGGUUUCUGCAGCCGACAAUGGCCACCUGGAGAUCGCGAAGCUGCUUUUGGAAAGCGGAUUUGACAUUGACGCUACCGACGAGGAUGACCACACAGCAUUGAGUUGCGCAUCACACAGAGGCCACACUGAAGUUGCCCACAUGCUGCUGCAAGCCUGCGCAGACCCCGAUAUUUUGAACCACUUCGGGCGUACGGCUCUUAUAUGCGCUUCUGAUCGGGGGAAUGUUGAAAGUGCCGGGCUGCUGUUACAAGCAAGGGCCAACGUGAACGUUGCGGACAAGGAUGGGGACACUGCUCUCAUUCGUGCGUCUGAGCAAGGCCAUGUUCAGACCGUCCGUUUGCUUUUGCGAGCUGGCAUUGACACAAAUAUUUCCAAUAGCCUCCGUCACACGUCUAUUCACUACGCAUCUGAAAAUGGCGAUGACGAGACUGUCCGUUUGCUGUUGGAGGCGAGGGCCGAUCCCGGCACCGCCCUUGUAGUUGCAUGUCAUGGGGGACACAUUGAUAUUACUCGUAUGCUGCUUCAUGCAGGGGCUCACACGGAGCUUGUGCACCGUCACUACACAGCUCUUUCCAUGGCAUCUUCCAAAGGUCACGUGCAGAUUGUACGCUUGCUGCUGGAUGCUGCUGCCGACACGAAUACUCUUGACUCAUCUGGCGAAACGGCCCUCAUGGAGGCUUCCUGCAAGGGCCACGGGGACGUUGUGAAGCUGCUCUUGGGGGCGAAAGCUGACAAGGACAUCGUAUCCAGCUCCGGCGAUACUGCUUUGUCUUACGCAUCCGCCAAGAACCCUGAGAUUGUGCGCCUCUUGUCACCUGAUGCCAGCGAAAACUUCUCAUAG